ACAGCUGUGAUUGAUAGUUGCAUGAUUUGAGACAAAUGAUGGCCAGCAAACCAAAGAAGCAGAGACCACUGCCCAUCAUCUCUGCAGUAACUCGGGCUGCUCAGUUUCCAGACACUUUCUACGCUGAUGGUGGUGUGAUGUUUUGCAGACAUUGCAGCCAUAGUGUUGAUUACACAAGAUCUGAUACUGUUAAGGACCAUCUUAAAAGUAAAAAACAUUUGAAAAACAAAGAACUAAAAUCAAAUCCUCUGCUAACUGGAUCAGAGCAAGGACCAACAAUACCAGCAGCAGCUGCACGACGUCAGACUACUUUGCAUUCAACCAUGAAGUCCAAAGACCUGAGGGAAGAGUUCAUAUUAGACUUUGUGAAGUGCUGCACAAUGGCUGAUAUCCCUCUUCAUAAAGUGGAGAAUAUGAGACCUUUCAUCUUGAAACAUUGUAAGCAAGGUGGUGCACUCCCAAAAGCAGAAACUUUGCGCCAUCUGUAUAUUCCACGGCAGUUCAAGAUUCACCUUGCAGCCCUGAAGGAAGUGGUGAAAGGAGCAAAGGUGUCUGUCAUAGCUGAUGAAACAACAGACAUUCGUGACCACAGUAUUCUGAACGUAAUCGUUGGGGUCCGUGGAAAGUACUACCUCAUUGAUGUGUGCACUAUGGAGGCAUGCAACCAUGCAACACUCAGCCAAGCUGUUGUGAAGGCGUUGACUAACAUGGACAUCAAGUUUGAUGAUGUGAUAGCAAUUGUCACCGACAGUGCUGCCUACUGCAAGAAAGCUGCUCGAGAAGUUCUCACGCCAUUACUUCCAAACAGCAGACAUGUACCAUGCCUAGCCCAUAUCAUAAAUCUUGGGGCGGAGGCAUUUCAGCACUAUCCAGAAUUUGGCAGGGUUGACACUUUCACCAAGAUGAUGAAAUCGGCCUUCUUCAAAAAGCCAGCCCGCAAAACUAGGUACUUAAAAUACCUAAAAGAGUAUCUGCCCCCCGACCAGUGCAAAUUGGCACCAGCCCCUGUUUCCACCCGGUGGAAUUCCUGGUACAAUGCAGUGAAGUAUCACAAGGAGCAUCUUCAUGUGUAUGAAGGUUUCUUCAAACUGGAAGACAGUAAAGGUGUGGCUGUGGAAACCAUUCUGGAAAUGUUGAGGAACAAGGAAAUCUACAGCGAGCUUGAGCUGUACAUGAGCUUCAUAACAGAGUACAGUGCCAGACUCACAACUGUCCUCACCAGCCUCGAAGCAACAAAGAAGCCCCUCGCCUGUACUGUGUACAAUAUCCUUGAGGACACCAAAACCUACCUCACUACAGAGCGAACAUCGUUCGACCAGAUCAACCCACUCAUGGAGAAAAGACCAGCACCAGAGAGACAAAAACUUUGCAAAACAUUCAACAAAGUGUUUAAAGCGGCAGCGGACAAGAUCACUAAGCAUCUAGACCAACAUCCAGCCAUGCCGUUCUACAAGGCUGCUCGAAUCUUUGAUCCCAGACAGCUGGUCUCCAUUUCCUUGGACAUCGAUGACUACCAGCACGCCAUACCUGAUCUGACAGCAGCUGCUAUUCAAACUGAGGAGUGGCUGAUGUACACACAUCUGAACCCAUCCCACAUCCCAGAACCUCUGAAUCUUACCGAAUUCUGGAAGUCCAUGUCAGUCAGAUUCCCUGGUCUUGCCAGUAUUGCUAUGGAUGCUAUGUGGAUGCCAGUGUCGAGUGUGGAUGUAGAGCGAAGCUUUUCUCAGUACAAGCACAUUCUUGACGACAAAAGAGAAAACCUAACACCAGAAAACACCAAAAUGAUGACCAUGCUCUACUAUAAUGCAGAUGUAGAAAGGCAGUUCUAACUCAACUACCAGUCAUGCUAUGUUUAACUGUAUUCCUACAAACUCUCAACUGAAAAAAGAGAGCACCGUUCAAUCAAUCAAGUGUUGAAAUUAAGUAAAGUUAUCAUGCUUCUACGAAGAGUGAUAAACUGUGAACUUUGUUAACAGAAGAAAAAGCAACGUUCAGCUAUUUUUAAGUCAUCAUCAUUCAUGUUGUUACAUUGAACAGUUAACUCUGAACUGACAAAGAAAGCGUCAUUUGUGAUUUGAUUAAAAGAAAAUGUUAAAAAAGUAAAUUUCAUGCUUUUAUGAACAUAGAACUCUGUGAACUGAAAAAUAAAGCAAUGUUAAUCAUUUUUUAGUCAUGCUACCAACCAUGAAAAAUUUAACUCUGAUUCUGCAGUAAGUUUGAAGUGAAAUUGAAAUCAUUCUGAUUCAAUAAAAAAAGUUAUAAAAUAAAGUCAUGCUUUUAUGAACAGUGAACUCUGGGAACUAAACAAGAAAGGCAUGUUCAGUAUUUUUUUAGCCAUGCCACAAUGAAAACUUAACUCUGAAAUAAAAAGAAACCAUCAUUUGAAAGAAAAAAAAACGUUAUGAAAUGAAAGUUAUCAUGCUUCUAUGAACAUUGAGAACUCUGUGAACUGAACAAGAAAGUAAAGUUUAGCCCCCCCCCCCCCACGAAAAAAAAAUGCUUUGAAAUUAUGUCAUCAUGGUUGGUACUACAAACCGUGAACUCUGUGAACUGGAAAAGAAAGCAAAAUAAAAAGACAUGUUAUUAAAUACGACACUUACGAGUUUAAGAUCAUUGUGUUUUACAGUGCUUUAUUUCAUGGAUAAAUGUGCCCUCUACGAUAUUUAUUAAACAGUGCUUAUACUCAAGUUCAAAAUGGCGACUACGGGAAGAUCGUCGAUUGCACAAAACGAUGUAAAAAAGUCCCCAAAUUAGCGAUGAAAUCUAAUUCGGUCCUAAAAUAAAGCUAAUUUAUCGGAAGGUAAGGAUGUAUAUUUGUUAAAGGUGUUUUUAAAAAUAGCUUUUAAGCUCGUAUCUCUUCGAUUAAAGUAGAUUCUAGAACAGUGAUGGUACAGUAGCAGAUACGAAGUUUGCCCAGUGCGGUAUUGCAAUGGUAUACCGGUAAUUUGCAUUGACUUCUAUGUAAACGGAAUUGGCAAUUUUUCUUGUACACAAAGUCUAUGGGGAAACGGAAAUUCCGUUUUCUGACCUGCUGAAACGGAAUUUAAGAUUUUAUGAAACGGAAAACGCAUUUUUUUGA
Molecule: messenger RNA, 3079 nt
Organism: Lytechinus variegatus (green sea urchin)
Lineage: Eukaryota; Metazoa; Echinodermata; Echinoidea; Temnopleuroida; Toxopneustidae
Exons: 1
Coding region: 36-1829 (597 amino acids)
Biological process (GO): regulation of transcription by RNA polymerase II
Cellular component (GO): nucleus
Molecular function (GO): protein dimerization activity; double-stranded DNA binding
Source: RefSeq, a predicted model, not a curated record